This is a messenger RNA of Emiliania huxleyi CCMP1516, 902 nucleotides long. RefSeq lists its product as hypothetical. The coding region runs from base 57 to 686 and encodes 209 amino acids. The record is from RefSeq and is a predicted model, not a curated record. Lineage: Eukaryota; Haptophyta; Isochrysidales; Noelaerhabdaceae. The transcript has a single exon.
CCUGCCCUCUCAUCCUUUCCUUGGCUUGACAGCUGCUGACUGUGUUGACAGACGCGAUGUUAACGGACGACGAGCGAUCACGUCAGGGCCGUCGCUCGAUUGCCGCCCUUGCAGUGCGCUCCGUGGCUGUGGCCACCUUCAUAACCGUCUCUGCCCUGGUUUCAUCAGCGGGCGCCAACCGCAGCGCAGCGAAGCCGUUCAAGCCCGUCGCGGAGCCGCAUAAUACCCGCCGAGCGCUGUCGCCAUCGUACACGGACUUCUCAGGCACAUGGAAACUUACGUCUACAGAGGGGGAUAUGGACGCUAUGCUCCAGUUCCUCAACGUUGGCGGCGGAGGCUGGCCCGGCUGGUCGCUACGUCAGGCACUGGCGGCGGUCAACUAUGGCGUGGGUCUGGAGCGACGAAUUAUCAAUAUGACACGCGACCACGUCGACACCGAGGUGAUUGUGGGCGGAAUUCUGCACGAGGCCGUCUCGAACGACAUCGACGGCAAGCUUCACACUAUCUCUGCUGCUGGCAUGACCGUCACCGCGUGGGCUGAGUGGAUCAAUGGUACCCUUGUCAGCCACCAAGUGGCACCGGUUCAGUUCCUCGCCAGGCAAUUUUUGCUCCCCGAUGGGCGGAUGAGGACCGAGUCGACGAGCAGCAGCUUUGCUGUCGCCGUAGUUUACACGCGCGACGAGUGAUGAGCGGCUGAGCGAACUAGAGACUGAGAGACAGUGAGGGAAGGGUGUAAACUUGAAUGUAAACCGAGUUGCCUGUUCUUGAGGUCUCUCUCUCUCUCUCUCUCUCUCUCUCUCUCUCUCUCUCUCUCUCUCUCUCUCUCUCUCUCUCUCUCUCUCUCUCUCUCUCUCCUGUUCAAUUUUGGAUCUGACCUCAGGCCGAUGUGACCAAGCGCUGGU